Aureobasidium melanogenum CBS 110374 is the source of this 1551-nucleotide messenger RNA. RefSeq lists its product as uncharacterized. The record is from RefSeq and is a predicted model, not a curated record. The annotation marks the transcript as partial. The transcript has a single exon. Lineage: Eukaryota; Fungi; Ascomycota; Dothideomycetes; Dothideales; Saccotheciaceae.
GCUUCAUGCUUUAGCCUCGCGCAUGCCGUUUCUAUCUCCCUAACACCCGCCGCCAGCGCGCCUGCAGCUUCUGGCAUCUCACAAGUUCUGAGUCCUUCUUUCGCUGGCCUCGGAAUCGAACCUUCCAACCUGUUCUCCUUCACCGGUGGAGACACACCUAAUAAACUCUCCAUCAAUCUUCUUCAACAUCUCACAGAUUACUCCGGCGCACCUCCUCAUCUCAGACUCGGCGGCAACACUGGUGAUCAUAUGGUCUGGGAUGCUUCUUGGUCAGCUUUCAGUCUCGGUCAAAACCCUCAUCAGGAAGAAACCAACCCUACUCCCGCAGAUGGGUCCGUCUUCGGUCCUGGUUACCUCGAGGCUCUCGAGCGUUUCCCCAAGGGCAUGCCUGUCACCUUCCAGCUGAACAUGGCCUAUGACAUGGGCGAUCGACUCGAGAAGAUCAACGAAGCAGCAGCUGCCGUUGUCGACGGUCUCAACAACACUUCGCUCUACUCGUUCGAGAUUGGUAACGAGCCAGACUUGUACCUCGAGGCCUGGCAACAGAUGCGAAAUGGUACCUGGAACGGCCAGAUCUACACCCAGCAGUGGUUAGAAAGAGCAGAGUCUGUCUGCAACAACGUCCUGAAACCAAGAAACAUGACCUGCGACUUCUUCGAAGCCGCCCAGACUGCCUCGACAAUUGGCACAACCUUCACCAUCAACGACAUGGUCGAUGCGGGUAUCAUGAACGGGUCCGACGGUACCAACUAUCUCUCGUCGUGGAACCAGCACGAUUACUUCUACUUUGUCGAUGUUUCAACUUACGAUCUCACCCUCAACAUCUUGAUGGACUUUGACAGGACCGAAUCUCAAUUCGCGUACUGGGCCACUUCAAUUUCAACCGCGCUGUCUACUGGUAUUCCUUACAACCUCCGCGAGAUGGCAAACGUCGGUCCCAUUGGUAUGGCAAAUGUAAGCAACACUUUUGGUGCUGCACUCUGGUUCCUCAACUUCUAUUGCUACGGCGCCACUCUCAACAUUUCCUCGGUUGAGAUGCACAUGACCGACAACUCGUACGCUGCUCCUUGGCAACCUAUCUACAACAACGGAGAGGCCGCCAAUGUUCGUCCCAGCUACUAUGCUUUGGCUGCUAUGGCUCAGCUCCUCGGCUCGGGCAAUGGUACUACCAGACUCGCUCCCUUGGCCACCCAGAACUCUUACGUCCGCGCAUAUGCUGCCUACGCUAACGAUGAUCUUUCUUCCUUGGUUAUCAUCAAUGCCCAGCAGGCUAACGCCUCUGAUACCGACAAGGGCAGCAUCGACUUCGCCAUCUCGCUUCCUGACCUUAAGGGACAGACUCUGUUCCUGUCGUAUUUGAAUGCUGAUGGUGCCGACGUUACCCAAAACGUCACUUGGAACGGUCUUAGCUUCGAGAGUGACAGCGUUGGUUCUGCCACCACUGCUCAGGACCAGAGUGGCCAGACUGUUGUCCUCGACUCCAACGGCGCUGGCACAAUCACUGUCCGCGACUCUCAAGCCAUCAUCGCAAACCUUGGUGCUCGUCUUGGC